Molecule: messenger RNA, 1647 nt
Organism: Dendronephthya gigantea
Lineage: Eukaryota; Metazoa; Cnidaria; Anthozoa; Malacalcyonacea; Nephtheidae
Product: cartilage matrix protein-like
Exons: 4
Coding region: 12-692 (226 amino acids)
Source: RefSeq, a predicted model, not a curated record
UUGAUGGGAGCAUGCAUAACCCAGAAUUCAACCAUCUUUACAAAGUUAAAGAAAAGGCUUCUGGUGUUCCGCCAACCUCAGAGGAAAUGUGCCUUAAGAAAAAACAUGAUAUUUUGAUGGUUGUUGAUGGGUCUGGCAGCGUCGGGGAAGCAAAUUUUGAUAAAGUGAAAGAAUUCAUCCAGAAACUUAACACAAAGUUUGAUAUUGGACCAGGAAGGACACAGGAAGCGCUCGUGCAAUUUGGUUCUCCAUCACAUACACGAGUCGAGUUCAAUCUUGGGGAAAAGAAGACGUUGAAGGAAGUAAAUCAAGGAGUUAAACAGAUGAAAUAUCUGAGGUCGGGAACCGCAACUGGGGAUGCUUUAAGGAAAAGUAGAGCCAUGGUUUUCAAUGGAACUGGCAAUGACCGUCCUGAUGCCCCCAACGUCCUUGUACUCUUCACAGAUGGCCAAAGCAACGAUGACCAAGGUGUUGACUACCAAGUUGAACAAGCAAAGAUAUUAAAAAAUGACGGUGUGAAAAUUAUUGCAGUGGGAAUGGGAGAAACUGUUAUAAUAGAGGAACUUCGUACGAAAAUGCGGCAAAUAGCAAGCAUGGCUGCUGACAGUAGUGAUCCUCUGAUGUUUGAAACAAAUUUCGCAAAUUUGGAUUCGAUUUCCAAUAAUAUUACCACUGCAAUCUGUGGCGUGUGAACCGUAUAAAAUAUGUCGGAAAUCCUACAGUACCACAAUCCGUCAAGUUCGUUGAAACAUUGUUAGCAACAAUCGUAUUUAUUUAUAGCGAACGACAAAACUAGGGAAUACAUAUAGUUAAAUUUUGCGGGUCCCUAUUUCUGGGUCACCCUGUUGCAGCUUAACUGCAAGAAAAAUUAAUGCGUAACUUCUAUUCUGCAUGAGCCAUAUAGGUGUGCAAUAUAUAUACCACAGGAUAAAUUGGAUAGCGUACAAAUUUUCACCACCAUUAGCUGGACCAAUGUAAACAUAUUGAAAUAAGCUAUGGCUGUUAGGCCCAGUUACACAAUACGAGUCACCGGAUUAGUUUUCGCACCGGAUUAUCAACGUUGAUUCGAUAUACAUAUGGUGUCGGAUUUGUUUUGAUUAAACGAUACCGGAUUGAUUUAAAAUACAAACCAAAUAACGGGCAACGAGGGGAAGCAAACAGUCCAAAAUAAAUACUCUCGUGUGCAGGCAAUGAAGUAGAACUUCUUUUGGAGUCGGUAACCUUUGCAAGCGCGUUAUAUGUCCUUUUAUUUUUCCUCGAAACAUUAUUUUGAGUAAGUAAGAGAAGCGAUAAAUACCGGAUUAGAGCGAUUACACGGAAACAGAAAUUAACCGAAUCAUUUUUGAAGUCACCUCCAGAGCGGAGUGAUUUUCAUUUAGUGGAGGCGGUACCGGAUUGCUACAUCGUCGUGUAACUGCAACGUCUAUCUCAUACCGAGAUUAUUCCGAUCAAGCAAUCCGGUACUCUACUAAUCCGAAAUCCUGUAACUGGGGUCUUAGUGUACAGCGCCGGAUAUCUUAUUGAUAAUCUGAUAUCAGCUGUAUGCUUGUAUAUAUGGCACUCAAUAUACUUAUGUAUAAUAAUAUAUAAUUGCUAAAAGCACUUUAGAAUACCUUAUGUAAUAUAAGCGUUGUAUAAAUUGUAAAU